Messenger RNA from Octodon degus (degu), 4253 nucleotides. RefSeq names its product multidrug resistance protein 1-like. The transcript is spliced from 26 exons. Gene Ontology annotation, biological process: transmembrane transport. The coding region runs from base 2 to 3598 and encodes 1198 amino acids. Gene Ontology annotation, molecular function: ATP binding; ATP hydrolysis activity; ABC-type transporter activity. The record is from RefSeq and is a predicted model, not a curated record. Lineage: Eukaryota; Metazoa; Chordata; Mammalia; Rodentia; Octodontidae. Gene Ontology annotation, cellular component: membrane.
CAUGGAUCUCGAAGGGGAGCUCGGUGGAAAAGCAGGGAAGAACUUCUAUGACCUGGACAAGAAAAGUAAAAAAGAGGAGAAGAAGAAGAAGGAAAAGAAACCAACUGUCAGUAUAUUUACCAUGUUUCGCUAUUCAAACUGGCUGGACAGGUUAUAUAUGGUGCUGGGAACGCUGGCUGCUCUUAUCCACGGAGCUGCACUCCCUCUUAUGAUGCUGGUGUUUGGAGACAUGACGGACAGCUUUGCAAAUGCAGGAAACAUUAGUCAAAGUGGAAACCAAAGCUUCAAUCUGGAGGACGACAUGACCAUAUAUGCCUAUUAUUAUACUGGAAUCGGUGCUGGUGUGCUUAUUGCUGCUUACAUUCAGGUUUCAUUUUGGUGCCUGGCAGCUGGAAGACAGAUACAAAAAAUUAGAAAACAAUUUUUCCAUGCUAUCAUGAAGCAGGAGAUAGGCUGGUUUGAUGUGCAUGAUGUUGGGGAGCUGAAUACCCGUCUCACAGAUGAUGUCUCCAAAAUUAAUGAAGGAAUUGGUGACAAAAUUGGAAUGUUCUUUCAAUCAGUAGCAACAUUUUUGGCUGGAUUCAUAAUAGGAUUUACACGUGGUUGGAAGCUCACUCUUGUGAUUUUGGCUGUCAGCCCUGUUCUUGGACUAUCCGCUGCAAUCUGGGCAAAGAUAUUGUCUUCAUUUACUGAUAAAGAGCUCGCUGCCUAUGCAAAAGCUGGAGCCGUAGCUGAAGAAGUCUUAGCAGCCAUCAGGACUGUGAUUGCAUUUGGAGGGCAAAGCAAAGAACUUGAAAGGUACAAUAAAAAUUUAGAAGAAGCUAAAAGAAUUGGAAUAAAGAAAGCUAUCACUGCCAACAUUUCUAUUGGAGCCGCUUUCCUGCUAAUCUAUGCAUCCUAUGCUCUGGCAUUUUGGUAUGGGACCAGCUUGGUCUUGUCAAACGAAUAUUCUAUUGGACAAGUACUCACUGUUUUCUUUUCAGUCUUAGUUGGGACUUUUAGUGUUGGACAAGCAUCUCCAAAUAUUGAAGCAUUUGCAAAUGCAAGAGGAGCAGCUUAUGAAAUCUUCAAGAUAAUUGACAAUGAGCCACACAUUGACAGCUUUUCACCAAAUGGCCACAAACCAGACAAUAUUAAGGGAAAUUUGGAAUUUAGAAAUAUCCACUUCAGUUACCCAUCUCGCAAAGAAGUCAAGAUCCUGAGGGGCCUCAAUCUGAAGGUGCAGAGCGGGCAGACCGUGGCCCUGGUUGGCAACAGUGGCUGUGGGAAGAGUACAACCGUGCAGCUGCUGCAGAGGCUUUAUGACCCCUCAGAGGGCACGGUCACUAUUGAUGGGCAAGACAUCAGGACCAUAAACGUGAGGUAUCUGCGAGAAAUUAUCGGUGUGGUGAGUCAGGAACCUGUGCUGUUUGCCACCACGAUAGCUGAAAACAUUCGCUAUGGUCGAGAAAAUGUCACCAUGGAUGAGAUUGAGAAAGCUGUCAAGGAAGCCAAUGCUUACAAUUUCAUCAUGAAACUACCUCAUAAAUUUGACACCCUGGUUGGAGAAAGAGGGGCGCAGCUGAGUGGUGGUCAGAAGCAGAGAAUCGCCAUUGCCCGUGCCUUAGUUCGCAACCCCAAGAUCUUGCUGCUGGACGAGGCCACAUCAGCCCUGGACACGGAGAGUGAGGCAGUGGUUCAGGUGGCCCUGGACAAGGCCCGAGAAGGCCGGACUACCAUUGUGAUAGCUCAUCGCCUGUCCACAGUUCGUAAUGCUGAUGUCAUUGCUGGAUUUGAGGAUGGAGUCAUUGUGGAGAGAGGGAACCAUGAUGAACUCAUGAAAGAGAGAGGCGUUUACUACAAACUUGUCACAAUGCAGACAGGAGGAAAUGAAAUUGAUUUAGGAAAUGAAAUUUUUGAAUCCAAAGAUGAAACUGAUAUGCUGAUAUCAUCAAAAGAUCCACGGUCCAGUCUAAAAAGAUCAGUUCGCAGAAGUAUGAGUGAAUCACAUAGCCAAGACAGAAAGCUUAGCAUGAAAGAGGAGCUGAAUGAAAGUGUACCUCCACUUUCCUUUUGGAGGAUUCUGAAGCUGAACUUAACAGAGUGGCCUUAUUUUGUGGUGGGUGUGUUGUGUGCCAUUAUAAAUGGAGGCCUACAACCAGCAUUUGCAGUGAUAUUUUCAAGGAUUAUAGGGGUUUUUACAAGAGAUGAUGAUGAAGAAACAAAACGGCAGAACAGUAACCUGUUUUCUGUAUUGUUUCUAGUCCUUGGAAUUGUCUCUUUCAUUACAUUUUUCCUGCAGGGCUUCACAUUUGGCAAAGCUGGAGAGAUUCUCACCAAGCGAUUGCGGUACCUAGUUUUCAAGUCCAUGCUGAGACAGGAUGUGAGCUGGUUUGAUGACCCUAAAAACACAACUGGAGCUUUGACUACCAGGCUUGCUAAUGAUGCUGCUCAAGUGAAAGGGAUUGCUACUGAAGCAAUCGAAAACUUCCGAACCGUCGUGUCUCUGACCAGGGAAGAGAAGUUUGAACACAUGUAUGGGCAGAGCUUGCAGAUACCAUACAGAAACUCUUUGAAGAAAGCACACAUCUUCGGAAUCACAUUUUCCUUCACCCAGGCCAUGAUGUUUUUUUCCUAUGCUGCUUGUUUCCGGUUUGGUGCUUUCUUAGUGGCCCGGGGUUUCAUGACUUUUGAAAAUGUUCUGUUGGUGUUUUCAGCCAUUGUCUUUGGUGCCAUGGCAGUUGGACAAGUCAGUUCAUUUGCCCCUGACUAUGCCAAAGCCAAAGUGUCAGCCUCCCACAUCAUCAUGAUCACUGAAAAAGUCCCCGCCAUUGACAGCUACAGCACGGAAGGCCUGAAGCCGAAUAUGCUGGAAGGAAAUGUGACCUUCCAUGAUGUUGUGUUCAAGUAUCCCACCCGCCCAGACAUCCCAGUGCUUCAGGGUCUGAGCCUGCAGGUGAAGAAGGGCCAGACGCUGGCCUUGGUGGGCAGCAGUGGCUGUGGGAAGAGCACAACGGUCCAGCUCCUGGAGCGGUUCUACAACCCAUUGGCUGGUACAGUGUUCGUGGAUGACAAAGAAAUACAGCAACUGAAUGUGCAGUGGUUGCGAGCACAGCUGGGCAUUGUAUCCCAGGAGCCCAUUCUGUUUGACUGCAGCAUUGGGGAGAACAUUGCCUAUGGAGACAACAGCCGGACUGUGUCACAGGAAGAAAUUGUGAAGGCAGCUAAGGAGGCCAACAUCCACCAGUUCAUUGAGUCGCUGCCUGAUAAAUAUAACACUAGAGUGGGAGACAAAGGAACCCAACUCUCCGGAGGCCAGAAACAGCGCAUCGCCAUUGCCCGGGCCCUCGUUAGACAGCCUCGCAUUUUGCUUUUGGAUGAAGCUACAUCAGCUCUGGAUACAGAAAGUGAAAAGGUUGUCCAAGAGGCCCUUGACAAAGCCAGAGAGGGCCGCACGUGCAUUGUCAUUGCGCACCGCCUGUCCACCAUCCAGAAUGCAGAUGUCAUUGUGGUGAUUCAGAACGGCAGGGUCCAGGAGCGUGGCACACACCAACAGCUGCUUGCGCAGAAAGGCAUCUAUUUCUCCAUGGUCAGUGUCCAGGCUGGAGCAAAGCGCUAGUGAAAUUGACCAUAUGGGAUCUUCAAUGUUGAAUUGUUGUGUUCAAAAAUGACAUUUCAUCAGAUCAAAAAACAAGCACUGAUUGGAUUAGGUCAUUACCUACUCAACAUUUCCAGUGAUAACUGAAGAUAAUUUCAAGUGCAGCAUCUUCAGAGACUUCAUACUUAAAGGAUCAUAAAUAGAACCAUUAUCAAAUGGGGAGUGGGAAAUGAUUUUGAUCCUAUGACAGAGUUCAUAAAAUGAUUUGAUGCAAGUUUUGAUAAAGUGUAUGAUUUUAUUUAUACUUUGUCACUUGAAUUAUUACUGACUGUUGCAAAAAGAUUAUAUAAUAACAAAAAGUACUGAUAUAUUUGCAAAAAGUGCUACAAUAAAAUUAAACUUUCAUAUGCCUGGGGCCAUUGUCUAAAAUGCAUGUGAGUAUGUGUAUUUUUGCAGUUUGAAUAGUAUAAUCUUGGCUUCCAAAAACUGGAUUCUUUAAAAACACAUUCAUUGCUUUGGACUUACCUAAACAGUUUAAGCCCAUUUCAUUAGGUUUUUCAUGUUUGGUUUUACAGACUCAUCUGACUUCUUUUUUCCAGAACUAGAUCCUGAUGAUUCUUGCAUUUCUGUAUUAUUAUGAAACUUAAACUGUCACACAGAGUCACAUAAUUUGGGA